Molecule: messenger RNA, 513 nt
Organism: Schistocerca serialis cubense
Lineage: Eukaryota; Metazoa; Arthropoda; Insecta; Orthoptera; Acrididae
Product: glutathione S-transferase D5-like
Exons: 4
Coding region: 1-513 (170 amino acids)
Biological process (GO): glutathione metabolic process
Molecular function (GO): glutathione transferase activity
Source: RefSeq, a predicted model, not a curated record
AUGGCUCCGCUGGUUCUUUACAACCAUCCCUUGAGCCCUCCAUGCCGUCUGGUACGAGUGAUCGCUGGUAUUAUCGGUGUUGAUCUCAAAAUAGAGGAUGUAAAUGAUGUCUAUAAGGACCUGAAGACGCCUGAAAUGUUGAAGAAAAAUCCCCAACAUACAGUUCCUAUACUGGAAGACAAUGGCCUGUACAUUAGUGAAAGCCGUGCCAUUGCCAUGUACCUCGUCUCGAAGUAUGCGAAGGAUGACUCUCUCUACCCGAAGGAUAUAAACAAACGUGUUCUCGUCGACCAGAGGUUAUUUUUUGAUCAAGACUUGUACCACAGAAUGUCGAAUGUUUUAAUGCCAAUAUUUCAAGGCAAACAAGCGGAACCCAGCAACAUUGAGAAAGCGAACGACAGUCUGGAAACUUUGAACCGAAUGCUGGAUGGCAAACAGUGGCUGGCCGGAGAUCGGGUCACUAUUGCUGAUUACGCCGUCGCUAAUAGCCUGUCAGCAUUGGAGGUAACGUGA